Protopolystoma xenopodis is the source of this 1392-nucleotide messenger RNA. NCBI's taxonomy places the organism in Eukaryota, Metazoa, Platyhelminthes, Monogenea, Polystomatidea, Polystomatidae. The record is from the annotation of a GenBank genome assembly.
UUUGAACGUCUCUUCAAACUGCCUACUCAAAGCAUAGCGACCUCUCAAGUCACAGCUCCCAACCCAACAAACCUACAUUUUGAACCUUAUUCCAUCUCUUCUGUUCACAAUCUGUGCCGACGUGACACUAGAGCCGACUUAGAGGCUGUUGCUGCUGCUGUUAAUCCAAAUGCAAGUCUACCAGAUUCAGCGUCAUGUGUAGUUAAUGCGCUUAAAGAAGAUUGGUCCCCAGUUGCUGAGUCUUCGAACGUUCAGCUUUUCUGUCAGCACAUUCCUUGUCCAACCAGCUCUUCACACCUGAUUUCAUCAUGCAAUACACCUACUUCUAGUAUUCUGAAAGGGAGAAGUGAGCCGACACCUAGAUUUUGUGAAUCCUGUCAUCACAACGAAUCUGAACACAAUUCUCAUAUCGAACCUGCAUCACGCUACUCAGGAACGUCAAGAUGGUUCUCCAACCUUACUAGGCACACUCGUUCAGAUUCCUCUCCCUCAUCUGUUUCCAACCUGGAUCAGCUGCUUGGUCGUCAUCCUCGCCAGCCCAUUUGCUGCGCUAUUAUUAUCUCUGAUUCAUUACAUACCAAUACCGGUGCUGACAAAAUAUCAUCAUCUCCAGCACAUUACUCCCAGUCUUUGCUAUCCAGUCCAUCUAUUUCCUUUGCAUCUCUAGAAGGCAGUCGUAAGGCCCGUUUUCGCUCUUCUGGUUCCAGCCACUCGACAACACUUCCAGCUACCUCUUUACCUGCACAAGACACUUUCACGCUUGUCCUGCCCUUUCUUAAGAUUUCCUCCGUUCAGCAGUUCGGCACUCUCAAUACGAAUUCUUUUGGUGCAUUUGCUGGAGUUAGCAAUAAUUUUAAUACCAUUCGACAAAAAAAGGGCACGUCUAAUUUUUGCCUUGCUUCCACUUCUCCCCAGGGGGCCAUCGAAUCCUGUCAUCGGUUUAUUCCAUCUCAAGUCUACAUACUGGAUGCUUGGCCAUUUUACACUGUCCGUCUGCCUGACACCACUGCCUGGUUUUCACCAAGGGCCCGUUUUACCAUAGAUUCUAGGACUAUGUCUCUUGAGUUUUCAUCAGCGCCCAUGGUGCCGCAGCAACAAGUGCCACUGCCUGCAACCUUGUUGCCACCAUUUGAUUUUCCGUCGAUCUCUGUCUCUACUGCUCCGUUGUUACGAGCCCUGCUGACACGACGAAUACCAAAACAAUCACAGCAGCAAUCCGUUAAUACAAUGAGUACGCUAUCCAGGCCGAAAGAUGUUGAUCUGAUUGUGAAAGAUCGAAAAGAGUUGGGCUUAAAUGAGACUCAAGUUAAGCAAAGUGAGUUUAUUGAGUGUGUACAAAUUAAUUUUAUUAAUGCCACUUUUAGCAUUUUGAUACCAUUUGUACCACAUUGA